AUGGGGAUCUGGACCGCGAUGUACUUGGUCUCCGUGGUGUCCUUGGUGAUUUGCUACGACUUGCCGAACAAUCGCGAACUCUACAUCCACCGCAUUGGCCGUUCCGGUCGCUUCGGGCGGAAGGGCGUGGCGAUCAACUUCGUGAAGAACGACGACAUCCGGAUCCUCCGAGAUAUCGAGCAGUUCUAUUCCACACAGAUCGACGAGAUGCCCAUGAACGUCGCGGAUCUCAUCUGAUCUUCUCGACUCGAGCGGGAGUGCGCGGCGCAUCGUGGGGGUUGCGAGGUUGGGGAGUUGGGCGAAAGUUGCAACAUGAAGGGCGCGGCUUCAGUUGCACAAAGGGAACAAUCAGAUCAUAGAACCAGCAAUCACUCUGUUUCGGACGAUCCCCACCAGGGAGGUGCGAGGUGCUGCACAUGGCUUCGAAGUCGAUCCCUUGCCACUGCACUUCUGUGAUAUGCGGCAUUGCUGCUGAUGCAGGGUGUUUGCACAUGCUCUGUACGCGUGGUCUGCGAGCUUGAUCGUUCGUGCGAUACGCUAGCACCUCAG
Prorocentrum cordatum is the source of this 549-nucleotide messenger RNA. The record is from the annotation of a GenBank genome assembly. Lineage: Eukaryota; Dinophyceae; Prorocentrales; Prorocentraceae.